UGACGAUACCAACUUUCGGUAACCCCUGAGGACACGGUUGUCAAAUUUCACGUGCUUUAUGUCAGGGAUUUCCUCGUCAUGUGUGGUGUUUUCAGUUUGGUUUCGUGAUAUUGUGUUGAACGAAAAUCAUUGAAUGGCAAAUGGCAGGUUGUCACUUAAGAUCGCAUCUGUUUUUGCAGUCUAGGCUGCUUGCAACCAAGACGUGCCACGGACGCUGGUUUUUAGAGCAUUCCCGAUCUUUCUUCAAUAUUUCAUCAUUAAGUAAAGAUUAUCGGCACUGUGGUGUUGUUUCUAACAGACGAGAAAACACUCCUCUUUUGACAAAUAUUUCACAUUUUGAAGAAACACAGUUGAGAUACCUGCAUUUUUCAAGGACAGUAUUAUAUCCUGACAAGGAAACAGACAGUAAGAAAGAUACUGGUGAAAAAACUGACAAAGUAGACAGUGGAAAUACCACAAAAUCAGAUCAAGGUGUCAAUAGUCAAGCUGAAAAUGUGCCAGAGGAGAAGUUGUCAGUAUUUCAGAGGUUUAAGAAAACCUACAAAGAGCACGGGAAAGUGUUAGUUGGCGUGCAUUUAGUGACAUCUGCUGUGUGGUUUGGUAGCUUCUUUUAUGCAGCCAAAGUUGGUGUAGACGUUAUACCUGCUAUGGAAUGGCUUGGACUUCCUGACAAAGUUAUCAACCCUUUCAGAAAUUCAAGCCUGGGUGAUAUAGCCCUGGCAUACCUGAUGUACAAGCUGGCAACACCGGCUCGAUACACUGUGACACUGGCUGGCACAAACUAUGCCAUUAAAUAUCUGAGAAAAGUUGGUAAAAUGCAGCCAAAAAAUAAGAAUGCAAGUUUUCGAGUACUAGCUAAAGACUCUCGAACAGAACUGAGAAAAAGGAGAGGAGAGGUUCAGAAGAAGACUAAAAACCUAGAAACAAGACUGAAAGAAAGGCGAAUCAAAGUGAAGGAUAGAUAUAAAAAAUUUAGAUCAAAGCUGAAGGAUAGACGGUUAAAAUCUCAAGCCGCUAGAAAAAGCAGGAGGUCUCCAAGAUCAAAAAGAUGAUUUAUGUGUCAUCUAGUUUUUAAAAGUCUAUUUUGAUGGUAAAUCUGUGAUCUGAUGGCACAGGAGAGCUUAAAGAUAAUUGCAUGUUAUCAAAUGGUUUUGUUUAAUUAUGUUGCUAGAAUAGGCAGUAUGAUAAUUUACAUUUAUAUCUGUUGUUUUUUUUUUAGCUCACCAGAGUACAAAGUCAUUGUCCGUCGACGUCCGUCAUGCGUCGUCCAUCAACAUUUGCCUUGUGAACACUCUAGAUACCACAUUUUUGAUCCAAUCUUUAUGAAACUUGGUCAGAAUGUUUGUCUUGGUGAUAUCUAGGUCAAGUUCAAAACUGGGUCAUGUAGGAUCAAAAACUAGGUCAGUAGGUCAAAUCAUAGGAAAAGCUUGUGAACACUCUAGAGACCACAUUUGUGACCCAAUCUUUAUGAAACAUGGUCAGAAUGUUAGUCUUGAUGAUCUCUAGGUCAAGUUCAGAAUUGGGUCAUGUGGGGUCAAAAACUAGGGAAGUAGGUCAGAUCAAUGGAAAAGGUUGUGAACACUCUAGAGACCACAUUUUUGACCCAAUCUUUAUGAAACUUGGUCAGAACGUUAGUCAUGAUGAUCUCUAGAUGAAGUUCGAAACUGGGUCAUGUGGGUUCAAAAACUAGGUCAGUAGGUCAGAUCAAAGAAAAAGCUUGUGAACACUCCAGAGACCAUAUUUUUGACCCAAUCUUUAUGAAACUUGGUCAGAAUGUUUGUCUUGAUGAUCUUUAGGUCAAAUUCAAAAUUGGGUCAUGUGGGAUCAAAAACUAGGUCAGUAGGUCAGAUCAAUGGAAAAGCUUGUGAACACUCUAGAGACCACAUUUUUGACCCAAUCUUUAUGAAACAUGGUCAGAAUGUUAGUCUUGAUGAUCUCUAGGUCAAAGUCGAAGCUGGGUCAUGUGGGGUCAAAAACUAGGUCACCUAGUCAAAUCAAAGAAAAAGCUUGUGAACACUUUAAAGGCCACAUUUGUGACUCAGUCUUUAUGAAACUGGGUCAGAAUGUUUGUCUUCAUCAUUUCUAGGUCAAGUAUGAAUCUGGGUCAUGUGGGGUCAAAAACUAGGUCACUAGGCCAGAUCAAAGGAAAUUCUUUUCAACACUCUAGAGACCACAAUUUAAGUUUGAAACUCAUGGGAAUUAGUCAGAAUGUUUGUUCUGAUAAUCUAUAGUUUAUAGUUCGAAUCUGGGUCAUAUCAUAUGGGGUCAAAAACUAGGUCACCGGUCAAAUCAAAGGAAAAGCUUGUGAACACUCUAUAGAGGCCAAAGUUGUAACCAGAUCUUUACGAAAUUUAGUCAGAAUGUUUGUCUUGAUGAUCUUUGUCAAGUUCAACUCUUGGUCAUGCAGGGUCAAAAACUAGGUCAGUAGGCCAUAUCAACUCUGGUGAGCGAUGUAUAGGGCCAUCAUGGCCCUCUUGUUUAAAGAAAGUGUGAAAUAUUUAUUUAUGUCUGUGUUAAGUAGAGUUGGAACAUGUACCAACUAGCAGUACAUAUAUAUUUAAUUUUCAUGUUGAAACAAGGAAUGACUCCCAGUGGUUGGUUUAGGAAAUGAAAAGGAUGUUAUGGUGACUCCAAGUUGUACAGUAUUCGAGUACUGAUGAAUACAAAGUUACUGAACAAAUUAUCAAGACAAUGUUCUGCUGGCUAAUAUAUUUUUUAGCUCACCUGUCACAUAGUGACAAGGUGAGCUUUUGUGAUCACGCAGCGUCCAUCGUCCGUCGUCCGUCCGUGCGUUCGUGCGUGCGUAAACUUUUGCUUGUGACCACUCUAGAGGUCACAUUUUUCACGGGAUCUUUAUGAAAACUGGUCAGAAUGUUCACCUCGAUGAUAUCUAGGUCAAGUUCGAAACUGGGUCACGUGCGGUCAAAAACUAGGUCAGUAGGUCUAAAAAUAGAAAAACUUUGUGACCUCUCUAGAGGCCAUAUAUUUCAAUGGAUCUUCAUGAAAAUUGGUCAGAAUGUUUACCUUGAUGAUAUCUAGGUCAAGUUCGAAACUGGGUCACGUGCCUUCAAAAACUAGGUCAGUAGGUCUAAAAAUAGAAAAACCUUGUGACCUCUCUAGAGGCCAUAUAUUUUACAAGAUCUUCAUGAAAAUUGGUCAGAACGUUCACCUUGAUGAUAUCUAGGUCAAGUUCGAAACUGGGUCACGUGCGGUCAAAAACUGGGUCAGUAGAUCUAAAAAUAGAAAAACCUUGUGACCUCUCUGGAGGCCAUAUAUUACAUGAGAUCUUCAUGAAAAUUGGUCAGAAUGUUCACCUUGGUGAUAUCUAGGUCGAGUUCGACCUCUCUAAAGGCCAUAUUUUUCAUGGGAUCUGUAUGAAAGUUGGUCUGAUUGUUCAUCUUGAUGAUAUCUAGGUCAAGUUCGAAACAGGGUCAUGUGCGGUCAAAAACUAGGUCAGUAGGUCUAAAAAUAGAAAAACCUUGUGACCUCUCUAGAGGCCAUACUUGUGAAUGGAUCUCCAUAAAAAUUGGUCAGAAUGUUCAUCUUGAUGAUAUCUAGGUCAAGUUCGAAAGUGGGUCACGUGCCGUCAAAAAAUAGGUCAGUAGGUCAAGUAAUGAAAAAACGUGACCUUUCUAGAGGCCAUAUUUUUCAUGGGAUCUGUAUGAAAGUUGGUCUGAAUGUUUAUCUUGAUGAUAUAUAGGUCAGGUUUGAAACUGGGUCACGUGCCAUAAAAAACUAGGUCAGUAGGUCAAAUAAUGAAAAAAACCUUGUGACCUCUCUAGGCCAUACUUUUCAUGGGAUCUGUAUGAAAGUUGGUCUGAAUGUUCACUUGAUGAUAUCUAGGUCAAGUUUGAAACUGGGUCAACGGCGUUAAAAAACUAGGUCAGUAGGUUUAAAAUUAGAAAAAUCUUUUGACCUCUCUAGAGGCCAUAUUUUUCAAUGGAUCUUCAUGAAAAUUGAUCUGAAUGUUCACCUUGAUGAUAUCUAGGUCAGUUUCGAAACUGGGUCACGUGCUGUCAAAAACUAGGCCAGUAGGCAUAAAAAUAGAAAAACCUUGUGACCUCCCUAGAGGCCAUAUUUUACAUGAGAUCUUCAUGAAAAUUAGUGAGAAUGUUCACCUUGAUGAUAUCUAGGUAAAGAUCAAAACAGGGUCACGUACCUUCGAAAACUAGGUCAAUAGGUCAAAUAAUAGAAAAACCUUGUGACCUCUCUAGAGACCAUAUUUUUCAAUGGAUCUUCAUGAAAAUUGGUCAGAAUUUUUGAGUCGGCUAAAGGCUGAAAGCCUUUUGACGAGUCCUUGCUGUUCAGCGAUUCUCUAAAUGGACCGAAUAACACGUGAAGGGAUGUAGUGCCAUUAGAUUUCUCAAACUUCAAACAGUUCUCUGCAUGAAUGAAGUUAAGUUGUGUCAAUUCCCUUUGCUAUGACCAAUAUACGAUGUAAUCUGUCAUAUUUAUGACUUGUAAUUGUGCAAUACUCGAAUGUAACUCAUUAAGCAUAAAUGUGCAUUUUAAGAACUGCGCAGGCUUACAAAGCUUGGGUAACAUCCAGCGAAAGACAAAAAAUAGUUCCACAGGGCUCCAGAUAACAUGCGUAUUAGCGUAAAUUACGUAUAGAAAUAAUGCAGAUACGCAUGUCUAAUAAUUUCUAAGCAUAUAAAAACGUAUAUAAAAUUACAGAAACGCACACAAUGCUUUUUUAAAAACAAAAUCUGAAUCGUCUGGAUGCGUUAGGUAACAUAGCCGAUCAGCCUUAAUUCUCCCACAUUGAACGUAAACACGCAUUGUAUGAUUUCUAUAAACUUUGCAUGGGUUGAAUUUUGCAGUCAGUAAACGGAUAAAUUAUCGGAAGAAGAAGCUCUUACUGGUUUGUUUAGUUACUACUGAUAUUAAAAAUGAUUUUAAUUCUUAUUUUUCGAGAAAUAAACAAAUCGGCGAAACAUUAAAUUGUAUUUUCUUGUAGUUUUUGAAAUUGAAAGUAGAUCGUCUAUGUUUGGCUGCUUUCACGAAACGAAACAACUUUUUUAUGAAAAGAUUUAAAUAAGAGGUAAUUUAACCGUAAACUUCAAUGUCAGAUACUGCCAAUUGCUGCUAAAUGUCUUCGUAUCAUCACAAUUUGUAAAAUAUAUUGUUGAAACUGGAGAAAAGUGUAAUCGUAUCCAGAUAUAAUAUUUUGGGUAAACUAUCGAGCUGUGUUAUGAAAUUUUAAGAAAAAAACUAAAAACAAACUGAAACUGGUAGACUAUACUGUCAGUACAUCAAUCAUUAGCCCACUCAGGCCCUUCAGGCCUUUGAUUAUCUUGAUAAUAUCUAGGUCAAGUUCAAAACUGGGUCACAUGAGCUCAAAAACUAGGUCACUAUGUCAAAUAAUAGAAAAAACGACGUCAUACUCAAAACUGGGUCAUGUGGGAAGAGGUGAGCGAUUCAGGACCAUCAUGGUCCUCUUGUUUUUAAAAAUACAAAGCAAUAAGUGAACACAGGCUUUUGCCUCUAUGAGGUGCAGUGUUAUCUAGUUUUAUAGAUUACAGCAUAUGUGAUACCAGUUUAGUUCAAGCAGUGAAGUCACAAUAAAAUUCCUUGGCAAGCUUUCUUGUUUUUGCUGGACUAACCCAUCCUUACACUUUAUUCUGACUCUAUUUCAAAGGAUCCUGAGAAAGGUCUACACACUUAUUUAUUAGGUGAUCACAUUAAGGAAAUGAGGGGUAUUUCCAAGCUAUGAUUAUUUCUUAAGUUAUUAAUACGGCUAGAAUAGACCAUUUAUUUUUCAGAGAUAUUGUGAAAUAUUUUGUAUCUGUUUUAUACGAAAGACCAGAGGUGACUUCAUGAUUUCAUGAUUUCUUGAUGUAUACAGUCAAAGUACAUGUGAUAAAGUGCUGUUCAAUAGAAAAAUAACUUGUCUCGAUUUGUUUUCUACUUAUUAUGAAUGGCUCUGUAUAUUCUUCAAAAAUCUUAAGUUAAACUGCUACAUGUACUGUAUUGUUUUGGAAUGUUAUAAAUAGGCCACAGGCUUUUGCCUAGGAGAGUUGCAGGUUUUAUUUAGCUGAACCAUGUUUUACAGUAUUGAAACAAUUCCAUAACGUUAUAUGCUUGUGGAUUAAUUUCACCAUGGUGUAGCCUGAGUGAAUUAUACACACAGCGUAUAACCAAUGAGUAUUGUUGAGAUAUGUUAAAACAUGCUUUUGCUAAAUACUAUUUCUGUUCUUUAAGUAUUUUAUGUAGGUCAGAGACCACCAAUUCAAAAAAGUACAGGGAACUUACUGGGAAUGAGGUAAGUGUAUACCUGGGAAUAAGGUAACGUCUGUGCGUUCUGAUUGGUCAGUCAUGUAAACAAACCCAGGAAGUGAUUAUUUUUUCAAAAUUGAUAUUUUUUCACUGCAUUUACAGUAUUUUAUUAUACAUUUGACAAAAUUUGCUACAUUUUAUGUGUAUUGAAAAAAAGUUUUAUCAAACGAAUUUCUCCCGCCAUGUCAAUGAUGUAAACAGGGGGUCAUCUCAUUCACACGAAAAUUACUUAAAUAAAGUAUCACUAAACAUACGUUUUUCGUCCGAUAUUUUGGUAGAACUAAGAUAGUUCUUGAAAAACUUGUAAUUAGAUAUACAUGUUUCGAUGUAUGGAAGGCCGUACACGCCAUAAUGUUACAAUGUAAGUCUAUGGGAAAACAAUUGGUGGUCUCUAACCUGUAGACAAGUAGAUGAAAUGAAGAAGAACUAUUUCAUAGGGCAUGUAUAGUGUUAGAUGUUGUAGGUUGACUUGACGUCCAUGCAUAACUGUAUUUUAACAGUGUUAAAAGAUGGGAAGUAAAACGUCCCAGGAAAUAACUUAGGAUUAUGUAGACGUCUCAUGAGUUAUUUUUCAUGCCUUAUAACCUAAUAGUAUACAGUGUUUGUGAAUUAUGUACAACAUCUUUCCUCUAUAUCAUUUUGACUUUGAAACAUCUUUUGUAUGAAAUAAUAAAUAAAAUAUAGGAGCACUCUUUCUUGGCUCCUUUAUGGCACCAAAACUCUACAUGAUAUCAGACUUUCAUGUUUUAACAGAAAUGUGCAUGGAUAUUUAGCUUAACUAUUCAGAGAAUAGUCCGAGUCCGUGCUAUUCUACUCACCCUACCUUGGUUAAAGUUUUGCUUGUAAAUAUGUAUAGUUAUCAUUUAAAUGCAUAUUGCUUUGAAACUUGCUUUUUUGAGUCGGCUAAACGCUUUCAAGCAUUUGACGAGUCCUUGCUAUCGCCCGAUUUCUCAUUCUUAAAUGGCCUCACAACACAGCGAAGUGAUGUAGUUCCAUUAGAUUGUCUCUAAUUUCAAAGAGUUCAUUGAUCGAAUGAAGUUCAUUUAUGUCAAUCCUAUUUGCUAUGACCAAUAUAUGAUGUAAUCUGUCAUAUUUAUGACUUGUAAUUGUGCAGUACUCGAAUAAAGCCACGUAUUUUCUUCCGCGGUAACUCAUUAAGCAUAAACACGCAUAACGAUUCUGCGGGAUUUGGUAAUACAUUUGCGCAUAUGAUUAUGGUGACGAAUUUUAUGCCCUUUUUUCACAAAAUAGCAAAUAUGAUGUUCACAAAUUAAAAUAAAAACUGCAUAUUAACUUAUUAGCCAAAUUAUCCAUUUGUUACCCUGUCCGUUUCAAAAAAUAAUCUUUAAAAUCAUUGCGCAAAUAACAAAUUUAUUGCGCUGUGCAUUUUAUGAAUUGUGCAGGCUUACCAAGCUUGCGUAACAUCCAGCGAAAGACAAAAUAUAGUUCCAGACUGCUAGUAUUUUAUUGAGUGGGAACCUCUGAAAGCAUUGGAAUGUCUCUUAUCAAAGAGUUUACCACAUCGAUGAAAUUAAAUUAUGACAGCUUCAUUUUAAAUGACCCAAAUAAGAUAUGUGUAGUACAUUAAUUCUUCCGCGAGACUUCGCGGAUGAAUCCUAACUACAUUCUGGACACUUGUCGGCGAACACGCGUGACCUGUUUAUAACAACGCUUCUACGACUUUGCGUGGGUUGAAUUUUGCAGUCAGUAAACGGAUAAAUUAUCGGAAGAAGCUCUUACUGCUUUGUUUAGUUACUACUGAUAUUAAAAAUGAUUUUAUUUCUUAUUUUUCGAGAAAUAAACAAAUCGGCGAAACAUUAAAUUGUAUUUUCUUUUAGUUUUCGAAAUCGAAAGUAGAUCGUCUAAACCGGAGAGACAGCACGGCCAUUAGAAGGCUCUGAAGAAACAUUUGGCUGCUUUGACGAAACGAAACAAUUUUUUUAUGAAAAGAUUUAAAUAAGAGGUAAUUUAACCGUAAACUUCAAUGUCAGAUACUGCCAAUUGGUGCUAAAUGUCUUCGUAUCAUCACAAUUUGUAAAACAUAUUGUUGAAACUGGAGAAAAGUGUAAUCGUAUCCGGAUAUAAUAUUUUGGGUAAAUAUCGAGCUGUGUUAUGAAAUUUUAACAUUCAAGUAACAUAAAUGAUAGAUAUUAUUGUAACAGAAAUGAUUCUAGAAUUUAUUUUUAUAACACCUACAUAUAAUCUAUAUCAGACUCAUAUUCUAGUCCUGAGGCAUGAUCUGAAAGUAAAAAGAUGAAGUGACAGUCAUACUUUGGAUAUUGUAAUACUAGAAAGAAUCUAGGAAAUAUUUAGAAAUUGAAACAGAAGAUUUUCAGUUAAAAUCGCACCAAAGGCUGUAUCAAGGGUCUACAUAUUCAAAAAUUUCUUGUGGUAAUACCCCAAACCCUACUUGCAGGAGGGGGUAUCCUCCCACACCCUUCCCCCAUAUUGCCACUUUACAGUUUGAUACAUUUGCCCUUUUACCACCUGCCGCAAUGCCCAUUUCAAAAUCUGACUGCAAUUUAAAGCGGAAAGAAACACCCCUCCCCACACCCACCCUGCUACCGAACACGUAAAAAUGGCUCAAACAUUUUUCUGCCCAGUCUGGGCCUGUCUGUCUACAUGAAUCAAAAUGGAUAAUUGAAAGUGCAUGGACUUCGGGAUUACAGACAUGAUUUUUAAGGGGUUAACAGGUCUGAAAUAGAAUAAAUGAUAGUUUUAACUAAAAAAAGAACUGCAUUUUAUUAAUAUCGGUUACACUAUAUAUUGACACUCAGCAACAUUUACAUACAUGUAUCUCUAAACGCAAAAGUAAGUAUACUUUAAAUUGACAUCACUUAUGAUAUGAUUGAACAAUACCUAACAUAUGACAAGGCUAUCGCCAGGCCCAUUAUAAUAUCUGUAAAGUAUCAGUUCUUUCGUCCAUCCGUUACAAAUUGUAUGUGGCAUUAUCCGCGCUGUAAAAUUUUAAUAUAUAAAUUGUCAUAUUCAAAUUUUAUCAUGUGCGAAUAUAUACCAGCCGAUAAUUGCCUCUUUUGGCAAUGCCGGAGGCAAAUGUUUACUGGAAAAAUAUAUGUAUAGUCAUGGGCAGUAUCUUAGUGUCAGCUGUCAAAUUGUAGUUUGUAGUCCGAAUGUUCAUUACAUUUAUUGUAACAAAAUCUCUCUUUUAGUUGGGGAAAAAAACUAAAAACAAACUGAAACUGGUAGACUAUACUGUCAGUACAUCAAUCAUUAGCCGACUCGGGCCCUCAUUCAGGCCUUUGAUCUUUUUUUUAGGUCAAUUACCAACCUCACUGGGUCAAGUCCCAUAACUCUUGACAUGUAUUUUAGGCAAAAUAUGGCCCCUUUUGGAUUUAAAAAAUUCGGGUUGAAGUUUUGCAUGCAAGUUACAAUCUCCAAAACUAAUGCAGAUAUUGAAUUGAAACUUCACGUGUCUUCGGAGGCAUAAAACUAGGUAAUAGCAUCAAAUCCCAUAACUUUGACAUUUAUUUCUACUAAGCAGUGUGCUUUUUAUGCUCCCGGCAUCUAAUGAUGCGGGAGGCAUAUAGUGAUAGUCCUGUCCGUCCAUACGAGGUUAACCAAAUGGGACCGUUUCGUCUAGCAUCAAUACCCCUUACUAGAAUGACUUGAUACUAAUGUAGAUGUAACCUGUGACCAUUCCUCACCUUCAAACAGCACCUGACCUCAGUUUGACCUUGACCUUGACCUCGUUUUGGACUAAGGUUGCUUUAUAUGGGCCAUCUCUUAGUUAACCAAAUGGGACCAUUUCGUCAAUACCCCUUACUAGAAUGACUUGAUACUAAUGCAGAUGUAACCUGUGACCAUUCCUCAUCUUCACACAUCACCUGACCUCAGUUUGACCUUGACCUUGACCUCGUUUCGGAGUUGGGUUGCUUUGUAUCGACAAGGAUGCCACUGGGGGCAUCAAGCGUUUAUUGAACGCAGCUCCUUGUUUGGACUUUGAAACAUGCAAGUUACUAUCUCCAAAACUAAUGCAGAUACUGGAUUGAAACUCUAUAUAUUUUAAACAUUUAGGGUAAUAUUCCUGCUUCUGGGACAACAGUUCGAAUAUUCAAGCAUUGCCUGUCUUAAGGACAACUCUUGUUCAUAUUAGAAUCAGUCUUACAGAAUAUAUUCAUUGUGAUACAAGUUUAGUUCAAGUAGUGAAAACAGAAUAAAGUUACCAUUAGCAACCUUUCUUGUUUUCUCUGGACUAACCUUUUCUUUCACUAUGUUUUACCCAGAUUUAAUAGGACAUAGUUUUUGUUGGCAGUGCUAUUUCCAAACAAAUGUGUGAUGGGAUUGCACUCCUUGAAAUCCCUAAUUUUCUAUACAACAUCCACUUUAUACCUGUUCAUUCUGCCCCAAAGGUUUAUUUUGAAAUAAACUGUUAAACUUGAACAA
This is a messenger RNA of Mercenaria mercenaria, 10683 nucleotides long. RefSeq lists its product as uncharacterized. Gene Ontology annotation, cellular component: mitochondrion. The record is from RefSeq and is a predicted model, not a curated record. Lineage: Eukaryota; Metazoa; Mollusca; Bivalvia; Venerida; Veneridae. The transcript is spliced from 3 exons. Bases 141 to 1052 code for a protein of 303 amino acids.